Molecule: messenger RNA, 1654 nt
Organism: Branchiostoma floridae (Florida lancelet)
Lineage: Eukaryota; Metazoa; Chordata; Leptocardii; Amphioxiformes; Branchiostomatidae
Product: replication factor C subunit 2-like
Exons: 9
Coding region: 58-1149 (363 amino acids)
Biological process (GO): DNA-templated DNA replication; DNA repair
Cellular component (GO): DNA replication factor C complex; nucleus
Molecular function (GO): ATP binding; DNA clamp loader activity; DNA binding
Source: RefSeq, a predicted model, not a curated record
CAAGCCCCUUUACCAAGUGGUACAGCCCGACUGAAAAUUUGGCGCGAAGUCGCAAAGAUGGCUGACGGAGAAGGCGACAUGGAGGUGGACACUCCUCAAACUAACAAAGAGGCGCCGAAGAAAGACAGUAGCAAAGUUGACAAGGCAAAACCUGGCACCUCUGGUACAUCCUCUGGAUAUGAGCUACCUUGGGUAGAAAAGUACCGUCCCGUGAAGCUGUGUGACGUGGUGGGGAAUGAGGACACCGUCAGCAGACUAGAAGUCUUCUCUCAACAGGGCAACAUGCCCAACAUUAUCAUAGCGGGCUCUCCUGGUAUAGGAAAGACCACCAGUAUCCUGUGUUUGGCCAGGACCCUGCUUGGACCUGCUUAUAAAGAUGCCGUACUGGAACUGAAUGCCUCGAAUGACAGAGGAAUUGACGUAGUGAGGAACAAAAUCAAGAUGUUUGCCCAGCAGAAGGUCACUCUUCCCAAGGGGAGGCACAAAAUCAUUAUCCUAGAUGAGGCAGACAGUAUGACAGAUGGAGCCCAGCAGGCCCUGAGAAGAACCAUGGAGAUCUAUUCCAAAACCACCCGCUUUGCCCUGGCCUGUAACGCUUCAGAUAAGAUCAUAGAGGCCAUCCAGUCGCGCUGUGCAGUGCUGAGGUACAGUAAGCUGACUGAUAACCAGAUCCUGGAGAGACUGUUGUACGUGUGUGAGAAGGAGAACGUAGAACACACAGACGAUGGGCUGGAGGCUGUCAUAUUCACAGCUCAGGGGGACAUGAGACAGGCACUGAACAACUUACAGUCUACAUGGUCAGGCUUUGGAUAUGUCAACAGUGAGAAUGUGUUUAAGGUUUGUGACGAGCCCCACCCACUCCUGGUGAAAGAGAUGCUGGGCCACUGUGUGGACGCCAACAUUGACGAAGCCUACAAGAUCCUCAAACACCUGUGGAAGAUGGGCUACUCACCUGAAGACAUCAUCGGCAACAUCUUCCGAGUGUGCAAGACUUACCAGAUGCACGAGUACCUUAAGUUGGAGUUUAUUAAGGAGAUUGGUUACACCCACAUGAGGAUAGUCCAAGGAGUGGACUCCCUCCUGCAGCUCUCGGGACUCCUGGCUCGACUGUGUCUGAAGAGUGUGCCUCCCGAAGACAUACCAACAUAGGAACUUCAUACACACAACAGUUAGAACAGUUCAUGGGUUGAUAGAGAGGAGACUCAAAAUAUAUAGCCUUCUGAUAGGGAAGAACAUAUAACUUGUGAAGAAAGGGAAUUCAUACAUUCAGCAUACAACAAGUAUAAAAGUUCAUGAGUUGAUAUAGAGGUACUCAAAAUAUGUAGCUUUCUGAUAUGGAAGAAUGUAUAUCCUGCCUUAUUUCCAAGCAGAUCUUGCAUGGCAUAAGAUAGUAUCAUAAGCUGGGGAAGGAGUUUAGCCGGCAGAGAAAAUAAUUGGCCCGCUUGGAGAUUAUAUCCUGCCAACAUAGGAACUUCAUACACACAGCAGUUAUAACAGCUCAUGACUAUACUGAAAAUGUGUGCCCUUGUGUUAUUCGAGAAUGCGUAACUGUACAGCAUAGGAACAGUUAUAACAGCUUAAGGGUAUAUGUAGCUACUUAAGAUAUUUGCCCUUCUUAUAUGGAAGUUGUGAUUGUGCAGAAAUCUAGAAAGAC